This is a messenger RNA of Haemonchus placei, 1032 nucleotides long. Lineage: Eukaryota; Metazoa; Nematoda; Chromadorea; Rhabditida; Trichostrongylidae. The record is from the annotation of a GenBank genome assembly.
AUGGACCUAGACGACGUCGAGAAGUUGCUGUUUACGUACCUGAACAUUGAGUCAAUCACCGGCAACGAAGCCCCUCUUGCCAAUGUUGUCGUCAAAGGCCUCGAGAGUAACGGCUGGAUUAUCGAGAAGCAGCCCCUUGACAAUGACAGUUCGAGAUUCAAUAUUCUGGCUACACGCAAGCCUUUAAGUGAAGCAUGCGAGAGGCGGCCGUUGAGCUCACAGGUUUCGCCACCGAGUUGCAAUGCUUUCAGCCUGAUUACGGUCUUGACUUAUGCAUAUCACACAGUCAGAAACACUUCAGCACCUCGAAUUAUAUUCAACACACAUUUCGACACAGUUCCUCCUCAUAUCCCUCCAACGCAGGACGACUCGAACAUUUACGGGCGUGGCACAACUGAUGCGAAAGGACAAAUGGCGUGUAUGAUCUCAGCUGCUCACGCGUUGGUAAAAACUCAUCCCAAAGUUGCUGAACAAGUUGGCCUUCUAUUCGUCGUCGGUGAAGAAACGGAUCAUGUUGGAAUGGCGAAGGCAAACGACUUUGUUGGCCUGAACCCCGACUACUUGGUAGUGGGCGAGCCUACCGAGAUGAAAUUUGCUACAAUACAAAAAGGUGCUCUGAAAGCUGAGAUUCGAUGUAAGGGUAAAGCGGGUCACUCCGGCUAUCCAUCGCAAGGGAAAAGCGCAAUCCAUAUGUUGGUGCCAAUCCUCAGCGACAUUCUCAACUUUCAGUGGCCAAGCGAUCCGGAAAUGGGGUCAACCACCGUCAACAUUGGUUUCAUAGAGGGUGGGCAAGCCCUGAAUGCCUGGGCCGAAAACGCUUCAGCGAGGGUCUUCCUACGUGUCACAACUUCUGUUGCCGACGCUAAACAGAAGCUCGAAUCUGUGGUGGCAGGUGGGUGUCGUAGUAAAUAUCUAUUCGGUGCAGGAUCUAUCAAAAAUGCUCAUGGACCUAACGAGUUCGUGCCCAAACAGGAAUUGCAUGGUUGUAAAGAUACCUUAAUUCAGUUGGUUCUGAAGCUUUGUGCAGAGUGA